This is a messenger RNA of Gastrolobium bilobum, 938 nucleotides long. RefSeq names its product large ribosomal subunit protein bL28m. Lineage: Eukaryota; Viridiplantae; Streptophyta; Magnoliopsida; Fabales; Fabaceae. The record is from RefSeq and is a predicted model, not a curated record. The transcript is spliced from 2 exons. Gene Ontology annotation, cellular component: mitochondrial large ribosomal subunit. Gene Ontology annotation, molecular function: structural constituent of ribosome. The coding region runs from base 79 to 732 and encodes 217 amino acids.
UGUUAUUUGUUUCUUCUCUGAAGUUGUAGGUUGCGUUGACGUCGGCGUUUAUUGUGCUGAAGUAAAGUGAUAAGGAGAAUGGCAUUCAGAGGGAAGGAGAUGAUGAAGAAAGUAGUGAGGAAAGUGGGAGAGAACAGUUUGGGUGUAGGAGUGAAGGAAUCCUUGGAUAAAUGCAUUCCCCGAAGCAAGAUUGUGAUGGGUCGUGCCAAACGCGGUCUUUAUGCUGGCCGACACAUUCAGUUUGGCAAUACUGUCAGUGAAGAUGGCGGUAACAAGACGAGGAGAACUUGGAAACCUAAUGUCCAGGAAAAGCGGCUGUUUAGUUACGUACUAGAUCGUCACAUUCGUGUUAAAGUCACUACUCAUGCCCUUCGCUGCAUAGACAAGGUAGGUGGGAUUGAUGAGUACUUGCUGAAAACUCCUUAUCACAAGAUGGACACGGAAAUUGGCCUCUUCUGGAAGGCAAAGAUUGAGAAGCUGUAUGAAGAGCUUGGCACGAAGGAGGUUGUAUUCUUUUCACCAGAGGAUGAAGCGAAGCUUGAACAGGGCUUUAAAGAUUUGAAAUUAUCUGAAAGGGAAGCACGAAAAGAAGUCAGAAGAAAAAUGUACGCUGGCGUGAGCAAGCACAAGCUAAUUGAGGAAGAAAUCUCGAAGGAUGUAACAAAACGGGUUCCUUUCUCGUAUUUGUUAGCUGCUGACAAGCUCAAAGUUGGAAGUUUUGUUUCUAAUUGAUGUUAUGGCAACUGAUAUUGACUGUGUAAGCAGUACUAGCCCAUAAAGUAUGAAACUCUUUAUUCUUUGGUCUAUAUUUGGAUCAUGUUUGUUUCUUCACUCGUAUUCUAAUGCUUUAAACUUUUUGUAGUGAGAAGCAUAAUCUAUUGAGCCGAAAUAAGAGUUAUGUAUCUGCUUGGGAUCGAGCCUACAAGUUGAUGAUAGAA